CUUUGCACAAAACAAUCCCAUCACUUUGGUCUUUAUUUUCUUUCAAUAGCAUCAUCCAAAAUGGGACCUCCCACAAACCAGAUCACCGUUAUCCCUAAUCCUGCUGUCAAAGACACCAGGGGGAACAUUCCCGGCAUCCCUGAUUCUGUCAAAAAAACAUCUCACAUUCACCUGAAAUUUGGUGUUACUGGAAGCCGCCAGUUGUCACUUCAAGUUUACGAUACUACAAACAUUACCAACCCUACCGAGUAUGCGGACAAUGGAGCUUCCGUGGGAUUCAUUCAUGAGCCUGGUACACUGGCAGGUGCCAUACAGAAUAACAUCCCUGUUAUAUACGGCAUUGCCUCCUCAGGAACAUCCGAUAACAAGGACACUGGCGUCUGCAAACUGAGCCCUUACUACAAUCCCAUCCUGAAAUCUAAUCCAACAAGUGAAAAAGAUGCAGGGGUUGUCACCACCAAUCUUUGGUCUCUUACAGCUUGCGACGACGGGGGUCAGAAAAACUGGGUCUACUUUCUCAGAAAUGUAGGCGAUGACACGAAUCCGAAAAUUGUUUUGGUCCAGCUAGACGUGGAUCCGCUCGAUCGAGCCGACGAGACUAUCUUAGAAUUGAACUAUAGUGCCGGUGCUGGAUCGCGACUUGCCUCCUUCUUUGACGAAAGUCCAUAUGUAUUCUACGUCCACGACGCAGAGGAUGAGCUUGGGAUCUAUUACGUCAAUGCGACCACCCCUAAGUCAGCAAAUCGGAUCAACGACACUUCAACUGUCAAGACCAAGAGUCCUUUGGCGAUAGUGACGAACGCUUCCACAAACGACAGGAAUGACAUAACGUUACAGCUUACGCUGUACUUCGUCAAUAACAACGGGUAUCUCUCCUAUGUUCUUGGAACACUUGAUAAUGGCUACAUCACCUGGGAUCAAACCCACCAGAGCCUACAGAAUAUCAGGGUAGAUCAGACGUCUUCGCUGGCCGUGAUCAGCGGAGCAGACAACAAAACCCAUUAUAUCUACGUUGUCCCCAGGGAGGGUCAAGCUGGUGGCUAUGUGGUCAAGACAGCCACUCCGUGGCAACGGAGAGUUGCACCCCCGUCUUGAUUUGGUGGUAUGGUUGGAAGGGACAUGUAAUUUAUUUUCUAGUAAAUUGCCUGCUCCUGUUCUAAUCAUUGUCAGUCAUCCAUUUAUUCAUCAUGUAAUAAGUCCAUCGGCAGUAGUCCCGAAGUUGUAG
Molecule: messenger RNA, 1225 nt
Organism: Talaromyces proteolyticus
Lineage: Eukaryota; Fungi; Ascomycota; Eurotiomycetes; Eurotiales; Trichocomaceae
Exons: 4
Coding region: 61-1095 (344 amino acids)
Source: RefSeq, a predicted model, not a curated record